Molecule: messenger RNA, 1557 nt
Organism: Malassezia japonica
Lineage: Eukaryota; Fungi; Basidiomycota; Malasseziomycetes; Malasseziales; Malasseziaceae
Exons: 1
Coding region: 1-1557 (518 amino acids)
Biological process (GO): L-ornithine biosynthetic process; L-arginine biosynthetic process
Cellular component (GO): mitochondrial matrix
Molecular function (GO): L-glutamate N-acetyltransferase activity, acting on acetyl-L-ornithine as donor; L-glutamate N-acetyltransferase activity, acting on acetyl-CoA as donor
Source: RefSeq, a predicted model, not a curated record
AUGGGCGCGCUUGAUCGGAAAGCUUUGCACGCUUCGUCGCUCAUUUUGUCGCGUGCGUGUGCCCAGUCUAUGGCCCUUGCUGCGUCCUCUGUCCGUGCGCAGUCGACGCUAAGCAAGGCAGAGCGUUUUGUGACGCCGGUCGAUUCGACGACGCUGCCGCGCGGUUAUCUCGUGGCCAGCACCUACGCCGGCGUCAAGAAGGCGAUCAGCCCAAAGCCGGCUGGCGAUGCACCUGCCUCGCCCCAAAACCCCAAGCCGGACAUUUCCUUGAUCGUCUCGAGCACGCCAGCUUCGGUCGCGGGUGUCUUUACCACGAACCGCUUCAAGGCGGCGCCGGUAGUGCAUGCUACGAAUGCGCUGCGGGCGAGCACCGAGGCGUUUGGCGACAAGCCGGGCCCCCGCACCUUGGCCGUGCUUGCGAAUAGCGGCUGUGCGAAUGCCGUCACGGGCCAGGGCGGCCUGGACGACACGCAGGAAUUGGUCGACCUGGUCCGUUCUCAGCUCAUGCCUGCGACCAAGACCCGAUCGCCCGCGGAUUCCGACGUGUUAAUGCUGUCUACGGGUGUGAUUGGCGUGCGCCUGCCGGUCGGCACUAUGAAGCGUGCGAUCCAGCACCUGGUGCAUGGCCAGGUGCUGCAGAGCAAUGCCGAUGCAUGGAUGGAAGUGGCCAAAGCGUACAUGACCACGGAUACCUUCCCCAAGCUGCGUACGCGCCAGUUUACGCUUGGAAACCGCAAGUGCAGUCUUGUGGGUAUUGACAAGGGUGCGGGCAUGAUCCAUCCCCACAUGACCUCGCCUGAAGGGCUGCAUGCGACGUUGCUCGGUAUUCUUGCCACGGAUGCGCCGAUCGCGCCGAGUGCGCUCCAAGAGUGCCUGCAAGAGGCCGUGCGUGUCUCGUUCAACUGCAUCAGCGUCGAUGGCGACAUGAGCACGAACGACACCAUCCUCGCACUGGCCAACGGCCAGGCCCCGGAGGUGGACAAUGGCGCGUCCGUGAUCCCUGCCGGCACAGAGAUCACCGCGUCGUCUCAUCCCGAGGAGCUCGACGCCUUCCGCAAAGAGCUGGCGGCGCUUUGCCUGGAGCUUGCGCACCUGAUUGUGCGCGAUGGCGAAGGUGCCGAAAAGUUUGUGCAAGUGCGCGUCAAAGGUGCGGCGACCUACGCCGAUGCGCACGCGAUUGCCUCGUCGAUCAGCACCUCUGCGCUGGUCAAGUGCGCGAUGCACGGUGAGGAUGCCAACUGGGGCCGUAUUCUGUGUGCGGCCGGCUACGCUGCUCUUCCGCCUUCGGACUGGGCCGUGGAUCCGAGCAAGGUGAACGUGUCAUUUGUGCCGCCGGCCGGUGUGAAUGCUGCGUCGAUUCACACGCUGGUCAACGGCACGCCUCAGACGGUGGAUGAGGCGCUGGUGGCAGACUUGCUUGCGCACGAAGACAUCUGCAUUGAUGUCGACCUACAGGGCGGCUCGUGGACCCCCGAGCGCGCCGAGGCCGAGGCCGUGUACUGGACGUGUGAUUUUAGCAAAGAGUACAUCACGAUCAACGGCGACUACCGCACAUAG